Molecule: messenger RNA, 2408 nt
Organism: Hibiscus syriacus
Lineage: Eukaryota; Viridiplantae; Streptophyta; Magnoliopsida; Malvales; Malvaceae
Product: TOM1-like protein 6
Exons: 9
Coding region: 202-2247 (681 amino acids)
Biological process (GO): protein transport to vacuole involved in ubiquitin-dependent protein catabolic process via the multivesicular body sorting pathway
Molecular function (GO): phosphatidylinositol binding; ubiquitin binding
Source: RefSeq, a predicted model, not a curated record
UUAUCCUUUCUAAUUUCCUCUGGGGGUUUGUUUUUUGUCGAAGCACAAGGUAAAGGUGGUGAGUUUUUUCGAAGCAGAAAGCUUGAGGUUUUCUUUGUCGUUGUUCGUUGUCGUUCCUUGAGUGGAAUUUUCUCGGGAAACAAGCAGAAGCUGUUGUGCUGUUGUGAACGGAAAGAGGGAAAGCGGAGAGAAAAAGGAAACAUGAUGAUGAUGUCAUCAGUUUCAUCAUCAGCAGCCGCAGUAGCUGUAGACAAGGCAACGAGCGAUCUUCUAAUCGGUCCUGAUUGGACUAUGAACAUCGAUAUUUGUGACUCUGUUAAUUCUAAUCAUUGGCAAGCGAAGGAUGUUGUAAAAGCUGUGAAGAGAAGGUUGCAGCACAAGAGUUCUAAAGUUCAAUUACUAGCCUUGACGCUUCUGGAAACAAUGGUGAAGAAUUGUGGUGAUUACGUCCAUUUUCAGAUUGCUGAGAGGAAUGUAUUGGGGGAGAUGGUCAAAAUUGUGAGGAAGAAGGCGGAUAUGCUAGUGAGGGAUAAAAUUUUGACACUGUUGGACUCUUGGCAAGAGGCAUUUGGUGGUCCAGGGGGUAAACAUCCUCAGUACUACUGGGCAUAUGAUGAGCUAAGGCGUUCGGGAGUAGAAUUUCCCAAGCGUUCAUCAAAUGCAGCUCCUAUCUUUACUCCACCUGCUACAGUUCCAACAAUGAAUCCUGGUUAUGGAAUGCCAAGCAAUUCUUCUAGAAGGCUUGACGAAACAAUGGCUACUGAGAUUGAAAGUUUAAGUUUGUCUAGCUUAGACUCUAUGAGAGAUGUCAUGGAGCUCUUAACUGACAUGCUGCAAGCUGUUAACCCCGGUGAUUGUGCGGCAGUGAAAGAUGAAGUGAUAGUUGAUCUUGUCACUCGAUGUCGUUCCAACCAAAAAAAGCUGAUGCAAAUGCUGACAACGACUGGGGAUGAGGAACUUUUAGCUCGAGGUCUUGAAUUGAAUGACAGUAUGCAAAGCUUACUUGCAAAACAUGACGCCAUAGCUGUAGGUUCCCCCUUGCCAGUUGAGGCUGCUGAUGCAAGUCCCAAGCCUACUGAAGCAAGUAGCUCCAACAAAUCAAAUGAAGUGAAGAGCCCGGCAUCUAAUAUUAGCCCACCUAAUAUCAGUCCGCCUAAUAUCAGCCCACCAGGACCCGUUCCUAUUUUGACAAGAAGCCAUAUUGAUGAAGAAGAGGAAGAGGAAGACGAUUUUGCACAGCUAGCUAGAAGGCAUUCCAGAGCAACGUUCCCGUCUUCUCAGAGUGCAUCUGCUGGAACAAGUGGAGCCAUUGUGCCAAUCAGCAAUGCCACUGCGGCAACUUCCUCUGUGUUGACUGCCUCAACCUCUAUUCCGAGCAAUGCUUUAGCUUUACCAGACCCACCUGCACGAGUUUGGUCUUCAAAAGAGCAGGAUUUGAUUGAUCUUCUAAGCCUCACCUUGUCAACGACAUCGGCUUCCAUGUCCCAUUCCCCUCCUAUGCCAUCCUCAUCUCACCAAAAUUUGCAUCAAGGACCUGUUACUCCUAACAGCCUGGGAUAUCCUUAUGCUUCCCAAACCUAUCCUGGCAGUCAGGGACCUGCGGCAUACAAUGGUUAUGUGGUUCCUUGGGCCCAGCCUCAAUUCCAGCCACAAUAUCAUUCCCAACAGAAUGUACAAGCAUCACCUCAAACGGACCCACAAUCCCAAUCACAGACCCAGUUCCAAGGAGUUCUUCAAACUCAAAACCAGUCGAGUUCACCGUCUCAGGCCCGAACACAGUUCAAAACACAACCCCAACCUCAAUUCCAGCCACAAUCCCUAUCCCAGUCCCAGUCUCCACACCAAGCACGACAGCAAACUCAUGAUCAACCUCCGUCACGAUCCCCAACUCAAAACCAGCCAUAUGGACAACCUCAAUAUCGACCAUAUUUUCAGCCUCAGUAUGGGUACCCCCCUCCACCAUGGGCUGCUACUCCCGGUUAUUUCAGCGGCCAAAAUCACCACUCUUCUGCAAAUGGCAUCGCAAGAGUAACAAACGGAGGAGCACCAAUGAAUGGAGAUGCAUGGAUGAGUACCGGUCCUAGGAAUGCCGCUCCUGCUACAGGACAAAAGCCCUUUAUCCCAUCAUACCGAUUGUUUGAAGACUUGAAUGUGCUGGAUGGAAGGCAUAAGAUGACAACCAGCAGUAGUGCAUCGCCUAACCUGUCGGGGAACAACACACAGAGCAUGGUUGGUGGGAGGAAGUAAAGAAAUUGUGGUUUGGGGUUCAGCUGCAUGCGUAGGAUAUAUGUGCAUGUGAAAUCUCUGGUGUAAAUCCGUAUCUAAGACAUUGGAGUUUGUCUUUCUUCAGAUUGAUGUGCCUUGGAUUUUGUGUUUUAGUUUUGAUUUCUGAUUCAAUAUUAUUGUUG